Corticium candelabrum is the source of this 2815-nucleotide messenger RNA. RefSeq lists its product as uncharacterized. The coding region runs from base 178 to 792 and encodes 204 amino acids. Lineage: Eukaryota; Metazoa; Porifera; Homoscleromorpha; Homosclerophorida; Plakinidae. The transcript is spliced from 2 exons. The record is from RefSeq and is a predicted model, not a curated record.
ACUACCGUGCGGUCGUUCUUCUCUAAGUUCUGGCACUGCUCGUCAAGCCGCAGUGAUCAACGAAACCAAGAUGCAGUCGAGGUUUCUGACUCAGUCUGUGAACCUAGUCCUAAAGUGCCUAAGGUGACAGUGAAUGAGAAACGAAGUUUCAAGGCUGAAUGGAGAGAUGAGUUCUUGAUGGACUUGGUGACUAAAGACACCAAGGAAAUGAUGACGUGCAUGAUUUGCUGGCAAACUUUUGACUGUUCUGGUAAUUCUAGUCCCAGGCUAGAUACUAUCAAGAAGCAUCACAAGAGGAAACAUGACGAACUGAGAGGUUAUGAUGUCAGUAGGAAAAAAUUGAUUAUUAGGAAAUAUGUCAAAGAAAAGGAAGAGUCACAAAAUGAAAUGACAAAGCUUACAACACCCGACUGGCUUUCAAAGGUUGCUCCUUACAAAAUGGCUUUCAUUAUUGGUCAAUAUAAACGACCAUUUUCUGACUGCCAAAUGCUUAUGGAAUUUGCAAUGUCUGCUGACCCAAACUCACCGGUCUUUGCAAGGAUGCGCUCUAGCAGACAAACAGUUACUCGUGGAAUGGUAAACAUUCAUGAUUAUAUUGUGAAGAAAUAUACGAUGAUGUCAAUAGUUCAUUGUUUUGGUCUGCAAUGGCUGAUGAACGACAGACUCAUCUGUCACAGAGCAGCUGAUUUUGUAUGUUCGAUUGUCAAUAUUGCCAAAAAAUGUGUCCAAACACAAUUCUUGGCUGUAGAACCUUUAGAAGGGCAUCCAAAAUUCAGAAAAUAUAAUUUUUGACUUAAUAAAGGCCAUCUUUGAGAAGUUUGAAUCACCAAGGGAAUCGCUGGUUGGAUACUCAAGCGAUGGCGCUUCUGUAAUGACAGGGGUGAGAAAAGGAGUGGCUGCUAAGCUGAAAGCACAAUAUAAUCCAAAGCUCUUUACUCAGCAUUGUUUUAACCAUAGACUGGUACUUGCUUCCAAAGAUGCCCAGAAAGAGAUUCCAGGCGAAGUAGAAACCACUAUAAAAGACGUUCUAGGGGCACGUUUCCACUAGUGCCUAAACCGGUUUAACAAGUGGUUUAAGCUAAACUGGUUUAAGAAUUCACUUGUUUCCACCUGCUCUAAACCAGUUCUGUUUUAAACCUAAACCGCUUUCCUAAACCCACUUCAAAGUAGGUUUAGCAAAGUGGUUUAGGUUUAACUGUCACGUGACAGUAGCGCGCUUGUUUAGAUGGCUUCUGACAAUGUUGUUUUGAUGAUAUUGACUAUUUUGCUGGGAUAGGAUUGCCCUAAAAGAUGUAAGGGUCGUUAACUAGGGGAAAGAAAUCAGUAGCUACGGAGAGAGACAAGACGGUGUCCUUGGUCAUCGUCAUGCAAAUUCCUACUAGCAGAUGCUGAAUCAGUGAAACUAACAGUUGCUCUGACUCGGCGACAAAGCAGCCCAAUUCUUCAAAAUAAGGCGUUCCUAGACUAGUGGAAACAGUCGCUUGCUUGAACUGGUUUAGUUCUUAAACCCAUUUAAGCUAGACUAGUUUAAGGUGCAGCUAGUGGAAACACAGCCUAGAUCACUUUAGGUACAGCCCAGUGGCUCAAAGCAGUCUCAGGGAAAUAUGUGAACUGAACAGUGAGCUCUUUGUCAAACUGGUACAGUAUCACAAAAUUCGUUGGUUGUCCUUACACCAAUGUGUUGACAGAAUGGAGUGACUUCAUGAUCUGCUAGUGGAAUAUUUUGAAUCCAGAUCUAUUGACAUGCACAGCCGAAAGUCUGCAAGAGACUGUUGUAGAGAUCUGUAUGAACGUCUGUGUGAUCCAUCAUUUAACCUGUACCUUUCAUUCCUCAAUUUCUACCUGCCAAUGUUAGGGGAAGUGAAUGAGCUCUGUCAAGAGGAGAAUAUUAACAUUUGGUCUGCAUACAAGAAAAUUCUUUCUAUGAAGAAAUUUUUGGCUGAAGCAGUUGUUUUUGAUGUCAACAAGACUUGCUACUCAGAGAUGACAACUUGCGGUCUGUAGAUGAAGGAAGAUAUGACCAAGAUCAUGAAGCUGAUGAGAGUGAUGACGAAGAUGAUAAUGGUAUUUCCUUUUCUUCUGGUGAAUUUCUGAUAUCUGGAAGCAAACAGUUGAGCAUGACUUGUUGACCAGUCGACAGAGACAAUCUCUUCUGGAGAACUGUGCACGUUUUUUUCAUAGACUAAUACAGAGUCUAAACAAGCGCUUUCCAGAGUGCCAGUUUAUAGUACAAGAUUGUUCAUUUUUAGACCCCAGGCGACGGAAAAAUUCUUCAGUCAAUAUCACUGCUGUUAUUGACAGGUUCAACAAUGGGUUCAUGGAUGGUCAGUUGGUAGCACGUCAGUAUGGACAAUACAGGCAUGACAAUGAUGUGGAUUUCAUCCUUCAAGAGAAUGAUGGCAAUGUAGUAUCUUUUUGGUGUGACUUGUUUCUGAAUUAUUCUGGAUACAAGGAACUUAGGAAACUCAGCAUCUUGCUCCUAAGCUUGUCUCCUAACACUUGUGACUGUGAGCGUGGUUUCAGUGUACUUAAUUUUGUCAAAAAUGAAUACAGAUGUAAGCUCACCAGUGAAAACGUUAGUGCAUACAUUGCAGUAGGUAUGGAGCGUCGAACGGUAGAUGACUUUCCGUUUGUAAAGUUUGUCAAGUAAGCGUAAGUGAAUUGUUCGGGAACUCAGUAGUGGAAGCAGCUAGAACUUUUCAGCAUAGAUAAAUUUCAGUUUGCAGAUUUUGUCAACUAAUUAUAUUAGUAAGGUGUUUGAUUGUUCAUAACUGCUGGUACGAGUACCACAUAGUGCAAUUAAAAUAGAAAACGC